UGGACACCAGGGGAAAGGUGCUGGGCCAGGGCCACGCUGGGCCAGGCUGCAGGCACGUGACUGCCCAGGGCCCCUGGCUGCCUGCCCCGGCCGCCCGGCGCCUCCGCCAGACCCUAUAAGGGCCGGCAAGUGGAGCCGCGCGGCCGCCAGCUGACGGGCCUUCGCUCCGCGGGACCCUCACGCAGCUCUGACCGCUACCAUGUCUGCUCGGGACGAAGGAGGCCGGGAUCCCCCCAAAUCUAAGGGCAAGGGCCUGAGCAACUUCUUCGGGUCCCUGCCUGGCUUCCGUUCUGCGCGGAACCUCAUCAGCAGCACCCACAGAGAUGCCCCUGCUGCCCACGCCCAGGCUCAGGGGGCCACUGGCCAGGAGCAGAUGUCCUGGGGCGUGGACCAGCUGUUGUCACCGGCAGACAAGAUGAUCUCUGGGGCCAAGGACCUGGUGAGCUCUGGGAUGACUAAGACCAAGGAUGCCGUCUCCUCUGGGGUGGCCAGCAUGGCGGACGGUGCCAAAGGCGUGGUGCAGGGAGGCCUUGACGUGACCCAGUCUGCACUCCAGGGGGCCAAGGAGGCUGCGACAAGUGGGGUCACAGGAGCAGUGGGCAUGGCCACAGGAGCUGUCCAGACCGGCGUGGACACCACCAAGACGGUUUUGACAGGCACCAAGGACACUGUGUGCAGUGGGGUGACUGGGGCUGUGAACAUGGCCAAGGGCACUGUCCAGACUGGCCUGGACACUACAAAGAAUGUCCUGAUGGGCACCAAGGACACCGUCAGUAGUGGGGUGACCGGGGCUGUGAAUGUGGCCAAAGGGGCUGUGCAGGGUGGACUGGAUACCUCCAAGGCCGUGCUGACGGGCACCAAGGACACAGUGACCGCUGGGCUCUCUGGGGCCAUGAAUGUUGCCAAGGGCACUGUCCAGACUGGCCUGGACACCAGUAAGACUGUCCUGACGGGCACCAAGGAUACAGUGACUGCUGGACUUACAGGAGCAAUGGGGAUGGCCAAGGGCACUGUCCAGACUGGCCUGGACACUACAAAGAACGUUCUGAUGGGCACCAAGGACACCGUCAGUAGUGGGGUGACCGGGGCUGUGAAUGUGGCCAAAGGGGCUGUGCAGGGUGGACUGGACACCUCCAAGGCCGUGCUGACAGGCACCAAGGACACAGUGACCGCCGGGCUCUCUGGGGCCAUGAACACGGCCAAGGGCACUGUGCAGACUGGCCUGGACACCAGUAAGACUGUCCUGAUGGGCACCAAGGAUACAGUGACUGCUGGACUUACAGGAGCAAUGGGUAUGGCCAAGGGCACUGUCCAGACUGGCCUGGACACUACAAAGAACGUUCUGAUGGGCACCAAGGACACCGUCAGUAGUGGGGUGACCGGGGCCGUGAAUGUGGCCAAAGGGGCUGUGCAGGGUGGACUGGACACCUCCAAGGCCGUGCUGACGGGCACCAAGGACACAGUGACCGCCGGGCUCUCUGGAGCCAUGAACGUGGCCAAGGGCACUGUGCAGACUGGCCUGGACACCAGUAAGACCAUCUUGACGGGCACCAAGGACACAGUGACCACCGGGCUCUCUGGGGCCAUGAAUGUUGCCAAGGGCACUGUCCAGACUGGCCUGGACACCAGUAAGACUGUCCUGAUGGGCACCAAGGAUACAGUGACUGCUGGACUUACAGGAGCAAUGGGGAUGGCCAAGGGCACUGUCCAGACUGGCCUGGACACCACCAAGACCGUCCUGAUGGGCACCAAGGACACCGUCAGUAGUGGGGUGACCGGGGCCGUGAAUGUGGCCAAAGGGGCUGUGCAGGGUGGACUGGACACCUCCAAGGCCGUGCUGACGGGCACCAAGGACACGGUGACUGCUGGGCUCUCUGGGGCCAUGAAUGUGGCCAAGGGCACUGUCCAGACAGGCCUGGACACCUCCAAGGCCGUGCUGACGGGCACCAAAGAUGUGGUGUCUACUGGGCUGACCGGAGCUCUGGGUGUGGCCAAAGGGGCAGUGCAGACGGGCCUGAAUACCACCCAGAAUAUUGCAACGGGCACCAAAGACACUGUGUGCGGUGGGGUGACCGGGGCUGUGAACUUGGCCAAGGGCACCGUCCAGACUGGCCUGGACACCAGUAAGAAUGUACUUAUGGGCACCAAGAACACAGUGACCGGUGGGCUCACUGGGGCACUAGGUAUGGCCAAGGGCACUGUCCAAACCGGCUUGGACACCAGCAAGACCAUCCUGAUGGGCACCAAGGACACCGUCAGUAGUGGGGUGACCGGGGCUGUGAAUGUGGUCAAAGGGGCUGUAGAGGGCGGACUGGACACCUCCAAGGCCGUGCUGACAGGCACCAAGGACACAGUGACCGCUGGGCUGACCGGAGCUCUGGGUGUGGCCAAAGGGGCGGUGCAGACAGGCCUGAAUACCACCCAGAAUAUCGCAACGGGCACCAAGGACACAGUUUGUGGGGGGGUCACUGGGGCCAUGAAUGUGGCCAAAGGGGCCGUCCAGACUGGCCUGGACACCUCCAAGGCUGUGCUGACGGGCACCAAAGAUGUGGUGUCCACUGGGCUGACUGGAGCUCUGGGUAUGGCCAAAGGGGCAGUGCAGACGGGCCUGAAUACCACCCAGAAUAUCGCAACGGGCACCAAGGACACUGUGUGCAGUGGGGUGACCGGGGCCAUGAACUUGGCCAAGGGCACUAUGCAGACUGGCCUGGACACUACAAAGACUGUCCUGACAGGCACUAAGGACACAGUGACCGCCGGGCUCUCUGGAGCCAUGAACGUGGCUAAGGGCACUGCACAGACCGGCCUGGACACCAGUAAGACCGUUCUGACUGGCACCAAGGAUACAGUGACUGCUGGACUUACAGGGGCAAUGGGUAUGGCCAAAGGCACCGUCCAGACUGGCCUGGACACCACCAAGACCGUUCUGAUGGGCACCAAGGACACCGUCAGUAGUGGGGUGACUGGGGCUUUGAAUGUGGCCAAAGGGGCUGUACAGGGCGGACUAGACACCUCCAAGGCCGUGCUGACGGGCACCAAGGACACAGUGACCGCUGGGCUGACCGGAGCUCUCGGCGUGGCCAAAGGGGCAGUGCAGACGGGCCUGAAUACCACCCAGAAUAUUGCAAUGGGCACCAAGGACACUGUGUGUGGUGGGGUGACUGGGGCCAUGAACAUGGCCAAGGGCACUGUCCAGACUGGCCUGGACACCAGUAAAAAUGUACUGAUGGGCACCAAGGACACAGUGACCACCGGGCUCUCUGGGGCCAUGAAUGUGGCCAAGGGCACCGUCCAGACCGGUCUGGACACCAGUAAGACCAUCCUGACAGGCACGAAGGACACCAUGACCGCUGGGCUGACCGGGGCUCUGGGUGUGGCCAAAGGGGCAGUGCAGAUGGGCCUGAAUACCACCCAGAAUAUCACGACGGGCACCAAGGACACGGUCUGUGGGGGGGUCACUGGGGCCAUGAAUGUGGCCAAAGGGGCCGUCCAGACUGGCCUGGACACAUCCAAGGCCAUGCUGAUGGGCACCAAGAACACAGUCUGUAGUGGGGUGACCGGAGCUGUGAAUGUGGCCACAGGUGUCAUCCACGGAGGCCUAGCUACGUCCAAGGGCAUGUUAGCGGGUGCCCAGGACACAGUGACCACUGGGCUCAUGGGGGCCAUGAACGUGGCCGAGGGUGCAGUGCAGACGGGCCUGAACACGACCCAGAAUAUCGCAACAGGCACCAAGGACACGGUCUGUGAGGGGGUGUCUGGGGCUGCUUCCUUGGCCGCAGGGAUGGUCCACGGUGGCCUGGACACAUCAAAGUCCUUCCUGGCGGGCGCCAGAGAUGCCAUGUCCACCGGGCUCACAGGCGCUGUGCAGAGUGGGCUCAGCUCCCUCCCGAGCUGGUUCCCGGGGUCCCCGUUGGGACCCGCCAGCUGCAGAGUCCCCAACCAAGGAGGCGAGGAGGCCGCUGGGGGCCACCAGGAAGCUGUCCGUGUGGGGGUGGCCUCUGCAGUGUCUGCGGCCCCCACUCCUGCCUGCGAGGACGCCCCGGCCUCCAGCAUGUGCCGGGACCUGCUGGGGGACAUGGGGGAGAUCUUCCACCCCAUGAAUGCCGAGGAGCAAGCCCAGCUAGCUGCCUCCGCGCCGGGGCCCCAAGUGCUCUCAGCUGACCAAGGCAGCUACUUCGUGCGUCUGGGCGACCUGGCGCCCAGCUUCCGCCAGCGGGCCUUUGAGCACGCCCUGUGCCACCUCCAGCACAGCCAGUUCCAAGCCCGGUCAGCGCUGGCGCAGCUUGAGGACUGCUUCGGGCAGGAGCCGGACGCCCGCGCGCUGGCCCGGGCCUGCGGCAGCCUCCAGCAGCUGCAUGUGGCCUACAGCGGCCUGGCCUCGGGCCUCCAGGGGCUGCCUUCCGAGCUGCAGCCGCGGCUGGGCCAGGCGCGCCAGAGCCUGUGUGAGCUCUACGGCCUGGUGUCAGCCACCACGGCGGGCGGGCCUGGCGCUGAGGUGGCCGCCGAGCAGCUGGGCUCGAGCCACGAGCGUAUGCGCCAGGCGUGGCAAGGGCUCGAGCAGCUUCUGGACCACCUGCAGCAGAGCCCCCCGCUCGGAUGGCUGGUGGGACCCUUCGCCCUGCACCCCGCGGGUCGGCAGCAGCUGUAGCCGCCCCCGGUCCCCACGGCCCCGGCCCCGAAGCAGCCCCCGCUCUUCAGGCUCUCUGGAGGGGCUGCUCCCUGCUGGGGUGACGAGGAGCCCCCACGCCCCACCUGCCACCCCUCCCAGCCCCAGCCUAGCAAUCAGGGCGCUUAGGAUCCCGGACAAGAGCCCAUCAUUACUCUGAAAGCAACCCAAGGGGCCGGGCCUUAGAGCAGCGAGGAGGGCGUUUAGCCUGCACACAGCCCACCUGGGUUCAAUUCCUGGCACCCUGGCACCUGGAGAUCCCCUGAGCAUCGCUGGGGGGUGGCAGCCACCCAGACCCCCAAAACCAUUUCCCAUUCAGCUCUGCCUCCUGGGAGCCUUGUCACCCUUAGGGCAGGGGGCUCUUCCGGUCCCACGGUUGGGGGGUCCCUUAGAUAUAGGACCACAGGCCUCCCUUCCCGACUUGGACGUACAACAGCGCAAUCCCCGGGCCGCAGCUGCUAAAGGCACAGUCACGCUGAUGCCUCACAGAGUGCAGAGGCAGGGCAGGGGACGCCCCUCCGCCUGUGCCUGGUGAGUCUCUGGGGCCGGGCCCGUGCUCCCUCCCCAUCUCUGCACUCCUUUCUUUUCAGGAGCCUCCAUUUUUCUAGACCCAACAGGUGGCUGCAGCCAGUUGGAAGCCCUGGGCACCCCCAAGUCUGGAGCUAAUAGCAGGAGAGCUGUGGCAGGAGGUAGGAAGGGGUGCCCUGAGGCAUGACGCCCCCACUGUCCAGAGCAGGGCUUCCUGUCACCUUUGGCUGAGCCCAGAGACGGGUCUUGGGGAGACAGCCAUGCUGCCUGGCCGGAGGACAGGAUGUUGGGGUGUUGGUUUACACCAGGCUCCGACGGCCCUAGACCCUGCCUCCUGGGGUCCCCUUUAGGAGCUCAGUCUGCAGCUGCCACAAAAGAAACUAUCUGACUGGCACCAGCAGGGGCCCUGCCAAGUGGGCAGUUUAGGCAGACAGUGACCAGGGUCCAGCCACAGACAGCGGCUGCGUCAGCUUCCAGGGGGCAGGACCUCAUCCAGCCCCAGAACCCCAGAACCACAAGUGUGGCCCUGAGUCCCUGGGUGUGCUUGCCAGACGCCCACCGAUGCCUGCGCUUAUCCUGCUGGGUCCCACCGCACCCGGGCACCCCUUUGGAAGCCUCACCUCACCCAAACCACACAAGGGUGCCACCCUGCCGUUGCCACCUCUGGGUGGCCGUGAGAGGCCGGUGAAGCUUUGCCUGCACCUCCGUUGAUCCAGGGCUUGGGGCGGGGCGGGGGGCAGCCCUAAGGAGGGGGCCCUGCCAGGUUGCUGAUGGCUCCUCCCGCACUGGGAAACCAAACCAAUAAAGUGAUUUUUUUUUCAU
Molecule: messenger RNA, 6016 nt
Organism: Sorex fumeus (smoky shrew)
Lineage: Eukaryota; Metazoa; Chordata; Mammalia; Eulipotyphla; Soricidae
Gene: PLIN4
Product: perilipin 4
Exons: 7
Coding region: 200-4648 (1482 amino acids)
Cellular component (GO): plasma membrane
Source: RefSeq, a predicted model, not a curated record